This is a messenger RNA of Polyodon spathula (Mississippi paddlefish), 1794 nucleotides long. It is a transcript of the gene igfbp2a, whose product is annotated as insulin-like growth factor binding protein 2a. Gene Ontology annotation, cellular component: extracellular region. The transcript is spliced from 4 exons. The record is from RefSeq and is a predicted model, not a curated record. Gene Ontology annotation, molecular function: insulin-like growth factor I binding; insulin-like growth factor II binding. Bases 119 to 964 code for a protein of 281 amino acids. Lineage: Eukaryota; Metazoa; Chordata; Actinopteri; Acipenseriformes; Polyodontidae. Gene Ontology annotation, biological process: regulation of insulin-like growth factor receptor signaling pathway.
AGUCUGUAGGACCUAGUAGGCGUCCUCCACAUGUCCUACCUGACUCUUCAGUUUCUCACCUGGAGUUGCUCUCCCCUGUUUUGUGCUAUUAGUUUGUAGUUUGAUCUCUGAUGGUAAAAUGUUCUCGAAUAUAACCUGUACCUUGUUGUUGGCAUUGGUGUCCAUCCUCGACACCUCGCUUGGGGAGGUGGUGUUUCGUUGCCCGAGUUGUGCUGCAGAGCGCCAGGCUAGUUGCCCUGAGCGCAGGACGCCCUGCACAGAGCUAGUGCGGGAGCCCGGCUGUGGCUGCUGCCCUGUAUGUGCCCGACAAGAAGGUGAGACCUGUGGGGUGUACACCGCGCGCUGCUCCACCGGACUUCGGUGUUACCCGAAACCAGGCUCAGAGGUACCCCUACAGGAGCUGGUGCAGGGGUACGGGCGCUGUGGGCGAAGAAAUGACGGGGAGAGUAAGGCGAGUAAAGAAAAUGGAGCUGAUACUGCAGAGUUUCUUGAUCACUCAGAGGUGAGUCUGACUGAGGCCAUACCAGAUGGCCGCAAGACGAAUGGUCAGCGGAAUGAAGCAAAGGAUUUGGCUGUGAUCCGACUCCGGCAGACCGAACAGGAACGUCAGAUGUCCAAGGGACCGAGACAGCCCCACGCCCCAGAAGUCAGUAAGAGGACCAGGCUAAAACCGAGUCUGUGCCAAAAGCAACUGGACCAGGUCCUAGAGAAGAUCUCCAUGAUGCGUAUCCAGGAUGAGAAGGGACCGCUGGAGCUCCUGUACACAAUGCACAUGCCCAACUGUGACAAGCGGGGGCUCUACAACCUCAAACAGUGCAAGAUGUCUGUCAACGGUCAACGGGGCGAGUGUUGGUGUGUGAGCCCAAGCACAGGGAAGCCUAUUCCAAACUCCCCAGUGAUAAGGGGGGACCCUGAGUGCAAUCUAUACUACAACGAAAAUGAGGACUUGUUACCCCAAAAAUAACAAGUACUCCCCUGCCCCCCCACACCACCACCAACACCACCAUCACCAACACCACCAUCACCACACAUCCAGAAACAUAGGGGCUGGGCAAUCCAGACAACAUGGAACUUCUGGAGAAACAACAGAUUGUAUAACUAUACAAGUUAUGGAUGUAUGUUUUAUAGUUUGUUUUUAUACAGUAUAUAAAGUCAAAUAUCACCAAUAUCACAUUUUAGGGUUUGGUGGCCCUUAUGGCUUUAAUUUUUUUAGUUUUAUUCCAUAAUCAUGAAUGUUACCUUAUAAGUAGAACAGUAUUUUUGAGUGGGGAAAAAAAGAUUAUCGCCUUUUUUUACUUUCUUUGAUAUAACAAAGGUUAUAUAAUGUUAUUUAGAACCUAUUUCUAAACUAGCAGUACAGUCAGCUACAUUUAGUAAAACAGUAUUGAUUAAUUAUGUUUCUGUGUAAAAUACAAUAUGAUUGUGGGACACUGCUGCUUUUACAGUUUAUCCGAUAUGACAAAAAAAUCAUUCAGUAAAAAUCACAGGAAGAUCAAUUUGAAUGGUGAAUGAUCACCAAGGGUCUUAUGUUGAUCUGCUGCAAUCACUGACCACCAAGUUCUAAAGCUUAUUCCUUUAGCUUCUCUGCAAGUGAAGGGCCAUACUGGUAAACGUGCUGAAUAGGGUUAAUGGAAGAUGAUAUGCAAAGGGAAAAUGUUUAUAUCACACUAUUUGGCCACUAAAGGGUUGUUCAAUAAUAUUGACUUUUAAGUAGAAUUGAAAGCAAAGCAAAACAACAAUCAUGGGGUUUCCAUGCAGGUCAAUUUACAUGUGAAAUGGCGAUGCACGUGCACG